This is a messenger RNA of Rhopalosiphum padi (bird cherry-oat aphid), 2830 nucleotides long. RefSeq lists its product as uncharacterized. NCBI's taxonomy places the organism in Eukaryota, Metazoa, Arthropoda, Insecta, Hemiptera, Aphididae. The coding region runs from base 474 to 1706 and encodes 410 amino acids. Gene Ontology annotation, biological process: protein sumoylation. Gene Ontology annotation, molecular function: SUMO ligase activity; zinc ion binding. The record is from RefSeq and is a predicted model, not a curated record. The transcript has 3 exons.
CCGUAGGGCGUUGGCCGUAUUACGUUUGUUUCACUUUCCGUGUGGCGUCUUCUCAGAGAAUAGUUAAUAAAAUAUCCAAAUCUAUCGUCUUUGGUGAAAACAUCGACUCGGAACACUUUCCACCCACUGGCUGCAGCUACUCCGUUACUCUACUAUAAACAAAAAAAUAGCGUCAACACUGUUAACAAACCACCGACUACCGCGCCCGGGUCGCGUCCAUUUCCAGGUAUAACAAAAUCAAUAAGUAUCACUCCUUUGUCCGUGCCCCGUUGCCGUUUCGAUCGUCCCACUCGUCCAGAUUCACCGCACUGUGACUCGUCUUCGCAGUCGAUUGCUGCUCACUGUUUUUUCAUCCGCACCAAUUCACAGAAAAGUUAUCGUCGACGCCGUUGGAAUACGAAAAAUACUUUACCGCGGUCAUUGCACUGUCAUCUUUCAGUUUUUGCAAAGAUAAGAAAAGUAAUCAUUCCGAAAUGAGUCAACCUCAACCAGAAAAAAAAAAUCCAGUUAAUUUCCAUAUUAGGAAUUCAGUGCCCAGAACAAAAUGCGAUGUAAUAUUUGAACCUCAACCUUUUUUCAAAAAGAUAUAUUCAGUUCUUGAACCGAUGGUUAUAUAUUGUGAAUCAAAAGUUAAACUUGAAAAUGAACAAUCACAAGAACACACUCAGCUUAUAGUUCAAUUUACGGUGCCACUAUUAAUACGAAAAAUGUUUAAUUGCAAAACAAACAAUUACCGAUUGCAGAUCCGAUUUGGAGAACAGCUGGAAGGGAAGAGAGAUGUAUUAGAUAAAUUACCAGGACUAACAAGGAUAACUGUCAAUUCAAAGAUAUCAUCCAGCUCCAAAACAAGCCCUAUAAAUUAUCAAUGUACCUAUUUAGUCGAAAACAAUCAUAUUUCAGUAUUGUGGCUAAUUUCUAAAAAACCAUAUUACAUGAUGAUAGAUAUUGUAGAGAUUGUCUCGGUUAAGGAAUUGGUGGAACGCGUACAAUUUAACAAUAGACUAUAUUCUGCUAACCUAAAUACAAAAGCUAAGGCCAUAGAAUUGAUGAAAAGUUCAGUUACAGAAAUUCUUGAUUCAACGUCCUUUAAGUUUAUAUUAUUGUGUCCAAUAUCCAAAUUAAAAAUGAAAUUACCAACAAGAUCUCUGAAAUGUAGUCAUUUACAAUGUUUUGAUCUGUUUACAUUCAUUUUACUGAAUAAGGUAAAUCAAAAAUGGAUAUGCCCGAUUUGUAAGAUACCCAUUAUAAUCGGUGAAUUGAGAAUAGAUUCAUUUCUUUUGGAUAUUGUCAAUAAUUCAACUCUUCCUGAAAAUUGCUUUGAAAUAACAUUACAUGCCAAUGGUGAAUGGGUACCAUGUAUAGAAGAGGCAAUGGAUGGUAUUGAGCACAAUCAAAGUGAAUCUGACAACGAAUAUUCAGAAAAUACCAUUGUUCUUAAGGAUUUGGAUGAUCCCAAUUUUGAAAUUGGCCUCGAUAAAAAUAACUUUGAUGAAGAUGAAGAAGAACCUGAAGAAAAACCUGAAGAAAAACCUGAUGUAAAACCUGAAGAAAAACCUGAUGUAAAACCUGAAGAAAAACCUAUCUUACCAAUAACAAAUGGUUUGAAUCCUAGUGAACCAAUGUUUGUUGAUCUGACCAUAGAUGAUACAGACAUUAAUGAAGAACCGCUUACUAAAAUCAUUAAAACAGAAAAUGCUGAUGAAUAAAAUCAACCAUGAUAUGCAAUUUUAAAUUUAGUACAAAUAAUAAUUUAACUUUUUAAUAUUAAUGUAAAUAUAAUAAUAUAUAGAAUUUAGACGCCUUUACUAAUCUAUCAAUAACGUCAGUGGCAUUUCCAGAACUUUCUUUUUCUUUUUAUAGGGAAGUAUAAAGUAUAAAAAAAAAAAAAUAUUUUGAAUUUUGUAUGGUCCUUAUUGUAGUUAUACAUUUUAUUACUCUGAUUAUAAUAUAGAAGUUAAAAUGUGUAAAUAUUUACACAUAUAUUAUAUACAUAUUUACAUUUAUAUGUGAUUAGUUUAUUACUGUUAUUAGUUAUAUUAUCUAUACCAGGGGUGGCCAACCAGUCGAUCGCGACGCCCUUUCGUAUUUUCUUGAAUUUUUGAAUUUUUUCAGUAAAUUUGUAGAUCUUUAUAUCAACAAAUAUAAAAAUUAUACUUAGAAAAUGCAAUAUAUAACUAUGAAAAACGAGAUUAUACACAGAUAUCGAAUAAAAGAAGUGUAACACGCAUGUACAUAUAUAAUAUACAUAUUUUUUUUUAUUGACAACUUUUUUUUUUUUGGUCGAUCGCGAUAAUCUAGAAAAUCUCGGAUGUCGAUCGCAAGUCUAUUAAAGUUGGCCACCCCUGAUCUAUACUAUGUAGAGUAGGUUGCGGUAGUUUAUACCUACUGGCUACUGCUUACAAUUAGUUGAAUACAAUAUCUUACUUAAAUCUUAGAUUUAAUUUUUAGUUGUAUAGUAAUGACAGGUUGGCAUCACAAUUUGCGUGAACGAUCAUUAGAUUUAAUCCAAACCAAAAAAACUGUUUAAAAACAAUAAAAAUAAUUUUUAUAGAAAUAAUAACCGACGAUACAAAUUAAAUUUUAAUUUUAAUUUUAAAUUAGAUAUUCAUUGUGUUUUAUUGUACAAUUUUAUAUUAAUAAUAAUUAUAAUAUUUGAAUGUUAAGCAAUUUUUUUUUAGCAUUUAUCAGUUGUGAGAGAUCUGUCCAGGACAACUUAUAAUUAACUGUACAUAUCAAUCGAAUAAUUAUGGUAAAACUUAUUAUAUUAUGAUAUGUACAGAAGAACAUAAAACAAUAUAUUGCAGGUUAUGACUUUUCUUUAAAAAAUCUA